Molecule: messenger RNA, 7347 nt
Organism: Schistocerca gregaria
Lineage: Eukaryota; Metazoa; Arthropoda; Insecta; Orthoptera; Acrididae
Product: probable 3',5'-cyclic phosphodiesterase pde-5
Exons: 16
Coding region: 129-2693 (854 amino acids)
Biological process (GO): signal transduction; negative regulation of receptor guanylyl cyclase signaling pathway
Molecular function (GO): protein binding; 3',5'-cGMP-stimulated cyclic-nucleotide phosphodiesterase activity
Source: RefSeq, a predicted model, not a curated record
CCUGGCUGCCGCCUCCGCGGUGCGCUGCGCCACGACACCGCGCCACACUCGCGUUUGUUUACACGCCGGACAGCUGCAGCGCGCACUUGUUGCUCGCGCCAGCCGCUCGCUCCGCAAGCGCCGCCGCCAUGAGGAAGUACGUCGUUACGUCCGGACCUGCCAGAGGCAGCAGCUGCCAGCAGCAACAGCAGCAGUCGCAGACGUCGCUUCACGGCAAUGGCUCCGUUCUCAACUGCGAACAGCAUGCGGCGACAGAGGUCAGCGCCGAGCAGGUGUCGGCUUUCCUGCGGACGCACUCGGACUUCCUGGAGCGCUACGUGCUGGAGGAGGUGGAGCUGGAACAGCUGGAACGCUGGAUGAUCCGCAGCACGCAGCGCGCCAAGGCGCGGGCCGACCCCUCCAACCAGGCCAGUAAAAACGGGAGAAAGACCAGUCUCUCACGAUGGAAGUUCUGCGUGCACGCGGACAAGCGGCAGAUGCUGCAGGAGCUGACGCGGUCGCUGCAGCAGCGGCCCACCAAGGGCCACGUGCUGUGGGAGCUGGCCGGCUGCAUCUGCUCCGCCGUGGGCGCCGACGGCUACCGCCUCUAUCUUGCAGACCGCGGCGACCCCGACCUGCUGGGCCUCUACCUGGGACAGGACGACAGGAGCGAGAGCGGCGAGCCCAAGGUGCAGAGGCUGGCGGCGGGCCCCGCCGCGCCGACGUUCGUGGCGAAAGCCAGGGAGCCGCUGCGGCUGUCGCGCGGCGAACACGACCCGCGCUUCCCCGACGGCUUCCCCCUCAAGGGCCAGAACGACGUGGGCCACGUGCUGUACCAGCCGGUGCUGCAGCCGGACGGGCAGCUGGUGGCCGUGCUGGAGAUGUGGCGCUCGCUGCCGGGGUUGGCCUUCCACGAGGAGGACGAGGAGAUCGCCUCCAGCUACCUGGUCUGGGGCGGCAUCGCGCUCCACUACGCACAGCUCUACCUCUCCAUGAACAAGCAGCGCAAGCUCAACGACUUCCUGCUCGCCGUCGUCAAAUCCAUCUUCCAGGACAUGGUGAGCAUGGACGCGCUGGUGAUGAAGAUCAUGAACUUCGCGCAGCGCCUGGUGGACGCGGACCGCGCCUCGCUCUUCCUGGUGGACAGCAAGAGCAAGGAGCUGUACGCUCGGAUCUUCGACGUCGGCGUCUCCAGCGGCGACGAGGACGGCGACAGCAACCUCUCCGACUCGGGCGACUCCGUGCUCAAACCGCCGGCGUCCAAGGAGAUCAGGUUCCCCGUCGGCACGGGCAUCGCCGGCCAGGUGGCGCUCACGGGGGAGGUGCUCAACAUCGCCGACGCCUACUCGGACCCACGCUUCAACCGCACCGUCGACCAGAUCACCGGCUACCACACGCGCUCCAUCCUCUGCAUGCCCAUCUUCAUCCGCGGCAACAUCAUCGGUGUCGUCCAGAUGGUCAACAAGCACACCGGAACCUUCACCAAGGAGGACGAGGAGGCGUUCGAGAUGUUCGCGGUGUACUGCGGGCUGGCGCUGCACCACGCCAAGCUGUACGACAAGAUCGCGCGCUCCGAGCAGAAGUACCGCGUGGCGCUCGAGGUGCUCAGCUACCACAACACGUGCGGCGAGGCCGAGGUGCAGCAGGUGCGCGAGCGCGGCAUCCCGGACGCCAUGCCCGGCGUCGACGAUUAUUAUUUCAACGUGUUCAAGCUGGAUGACUACGAGAAGGCGCGCCACGCUAUAUUCAUGUUCAAAGACCUGUUCGGGCUGUCUUCGUUCGAUUGCGAUAGCCUCAUCAGAUUCACGCUGACCGUCCGGAAGAAUUAUCGCCGUGUGCCCUACCACAACUGGACUCACGGCUUCUCUGUCGCAAACUCAAUGUACUCCAUCCUGAAGCACUCGAGGGCUGCCUUCAAGCACAACGAGUGUCUCGCCCUGUACAUUGCUUCGCUGUGCCAUGACUUGGAUCAUCGUGGGAAAAAUAACAAGUUUAUGUUGGACACAGAAUCGCCGUUAGCUGCCAUCUACAGUACGUCCACCAUGGAACAUCAUCAUUUUAAUCAAACAGUUACCAUUUUGCAGCAGAAAGGCCACAAUAUAUUCUGCAAGCUGUCCAACAGUGAUUACAAGCAAGUGUUGAGCCUCAUGAAGCACUGCAUACUUGCAACAGACCUCGCUGUCUUCUUCCCUAACAGAACAAGGCUAUCGGAAAUUGUAGCCGAUCAGACAUUUUCUUGGACCAACAUGGAGCACAGGUUACUACUGCAGGCCAUUGCUAUGACGGCUAGCGACCUCUCAGCUAGUGCGAAGCCGUGGGAUCUACAAGUGGAGACUGUUAAAGUCAUUUUCGAGGAGUUUUAUGAGCAGGGCGAUGCUGAGAAGUUGGCGGGCCAAAUGCCCGCCCCUCUCAUGGAUCGCGACAAGAAAUGUGACCUUGCAGAAAUUCAGGUGGGAUUCCUGACCAGCAUCUGUAUACCAUGCUACUCCUUAUUGCACCAAUUGAUACCAGAGACGAAACCAUUACUUGACCAAUGUCACGCCAAUUUGGCAAGAUGGCGAAAGAUUGAUGAAGAGGAUAAAUUACGUCGGGCGAAAGGUCUUCUGCAGCCAGUAAAUGAUAUUCUUCAAGGUCUCGCUUCUCAGGCAGCACCACCACCCCUUGCAAAUGACGAAAUGACGAGCGAAAAUAGCGAUACUACCAACAAUACCUGAAGUGUAUGAUCAGUAGAAUACUGUAUGACGCCCAUCAGAUGAGUCAUGCCAACAAACAAACAAUACUAAAGAAACAUCUUCAUCUUUCCAUGGUAAAUAAACUGUAAUGAUGUCCUGAAUGUGGGCUUGAAUCUAUAAUUUUCUUUUGUGAUGUUGCACUUCACGUAUUUGGAUAUGAAAAGAAGUAUAACACAUUCAAAUAACUGAACUUCUACACAAUUUUCACGUUCUGUGCUAUAUAGUGUUUGUCAUUAAAAAUAGUGUGGAGAACGACAUGUAUUUAAAAACCUAAAAUUUCUGCAAAAAGGAAAAACACAUAUUUAAUAUUAUUAAAUCAUUGUUCUAGUCAUAUAUAGCUAAAUCAGCUAACCCACCCAAAUAAUAUGAAGUAUAAUCUUCCAAUUACACAAAUAGAUUCUAUGAUGUUGUCUUGAUUGAGAAUGAUGUUGCAUUCUGAGGUAUGAGACAUGCUGACUAUCAAACUCGUUAAGUUCCUGUUUGUAAACAGCCAAAUAUCUGCUGAAAUGGGGCCUCAUUUUUCAUGUCAGUUAUUUAUUUCAUAUCUAAGUAGUCUUUAUAUUAAAAACACUAAUUACACUUCAUGGCUGUUCAUGAACAAGUGUGUCAUGUUAUAGGAUCUUCAUAUUUUAUGUGAACUGCUAUAGUUUUAUCCUAAAAGGAAACUAUAUCCCUCAGUGACAUUUUCCAGGUUGCAUUGCUUUGCAAACCGCAAAAUAAUGUUUCCAUCAGUGGUAAUACCACAAUUUUAUUCACGCCGAUCAGAAGUGGCACACAUGUUUCACUUUUUAGCCAACUUUCUUGUAUUUACAUUGUACCUUGGUUUUUAGUAAGUUUAUUAGCUUUUUUGUAUAUUUUAACUAUUUGUUACUUCAGUUUCUGCAAACAAUACACCACUUACAGAAUUUCAUUUUCAUUACUUUUCAAUCAUAAAUUUCAAAUAAGUGCUCAUAUAUUAUCUGCAUUUCUUAGACAAAAGACUAAAUAAUUGAGUCAGAUUUUAUUGGCAGAAAUUUUUGAUUGAUUAUGAAAAAAAUACUAUUGUUUCAUUCUCCCUAUCAUAAUUCAGUUCUAUUGAAGAUAUAUUGAUUUUGCUCAUCAAAAAUAAAUUUUCGUCAGUGAGCCUGUUGUAUUCUUAUGUAUAUCUUUUGCAGAUCUCCUCUUUUAGUGAUCUACAAUAAUGAACAAGUAUAAUAUUUUUUUUAAUAUUUACUUACUCCUCUUUCUUGAAUGAGUUGGCCUCUUGUGUGCACAGUCUAACAUUACAAGAAACUACCCUGUUAUUUCUUUCACAUAUUUAGUUCUUUACUUUUAGUAAUGUUCACAACCCACUGUAUAACAUUAUGGUAUACAUUAUAAGUUUUUUUUUGACUGAGGACUGAUAUUGUUAAAUGGCAGAUUUAUAUACCACAGAUUGCACAAUACGUGCAACUGUGUUUUGUAACCCUUGAGUAAAAUCUUGUCGCAUCCUGAUGCCAUGUAUAAAUCUGAAGUAAGGAGAGAAUAUAAUAUACUUUUCGAUUCCACAUAUUAUUUUAUUUUUCAUAAUUAUGUAUCCCCUGUAACUUAUGUUUAAUGACAGGCUCAAAUAUGACAUUAGGUAAGAUUUCUUUGUCUUUUCAGAAUGUAGACUGCUAUUUCAAGCCACACACAUUUCUAGUAACCGUUAGUAUCUGAGUUAAAAUAUGAUUUAACUACUACCUGGAAUAUCUAUGUGAAUCUGAAACUAAACUAAUGUGUAUGUCUUAUGAGAUUUUUAUAGAAAAAAUUGUAAUAAUGGAAAACUGUUUUACUUCAGUUAUUAUCAUAACCAAUGAGAACUGCAUAUCCAAAUACAGUAAAUAAAUUAAUGUUAUAUGUUGUUAUAUUUACAUAAUAUAAAAUCAGCUGUAAAACAAUUAGAGAUAAAUUUUCCUAUCAUAGACCCUAUAAUAAUUAAAAUAAUUCCCCCUCAAUUGGAAAACAUCCAUAUUGUGAGUAAAUGUGAAUAUACAUUUCUGUACAUAAGAGAACAUCAGACAUCAGAAAAUGUGUUUGUAAAUAUUGAUAUAGCACUAGUCAGAUGAUUUGAGUAGUAUGUGAUCUAAAAUGUAAGUAUUGAUAAACCUUCCAAUAGAUCUGUUUUGAUUUAAAUCAAACUAUUUCUGUGUUGAAUAACUUGUACUAGUUUUAUGUACUUAUAUUUUAUACUAGCUGUAAUCUCUAAAGGGGACUCACAAGGUCCAGAAUGUACUAUCUGUCUAUUUUCAUACACGUACUUUAUAAUCUAUAAUGGAACUACAUAUCACAGUGUCUGGUACACUUGUUUUUAUCCUCCUAAAGUAUCUACCUCAGAAAAAUAAGGCUUCAUGUGCCUCUAUGCCACUUUGUUGCCCACCCAGUGAUUUUAAUCAUUUGACUACUGUAACCAUCUCUUACAGGUAUAAAUUUUAGGCUGUUUCUGUAUACUUUAUGUUGUUGUCAUUUUAAUCAAACAAGGAUUACAAAUUUCUCUCUGAAUUUAGUUUUUAUCACAGCAGUAUGAUAUCUGAUCCACAUUGAGAAUUAAAUUAUCUUAUUUAAAAUGAAUUUAGUUUUUCAUCACAGCAGUACAAUAUCUGCUUCACAGUGAGAGUUAAAUUACCUUAUUUAAAAUGUAUGUUUAUAAUGAACAGUUUUAAUGAUAUGAUGUCAUUCAGUACCAUAUCCUUGUUCAGGAUGUAGUAACUGUAUAUUGUCUGACGCAAUUACAACCUGUAAACAUUUUUAUAUUACGCUGUCACUUUUUGUAGUGAUGUAAUUUCCAUGAAACAUGUACUAAUGGUCUCUGAUGAGUUUGUAACUUCACUGUUCCAAAUGCAGUUAUAUUUCUUUAUUUUUUUUUACUUUUCUAAAAUGUUUAUAACUUCUAUGUCCAAUACACACUUUUUCUAAUUAUGUUUGUGAUUCAAAUUAUCUCCAGAUUUUAAAGUCGCACUUCCUAAAAUGAUUGCAUGUGGCUUAUUACCAUCCUUUUCUUGUGAUUUUAUUGUUUUGUGCUGUUAAACAAAACAAUUUUGUCUCUCUCAAGAAUAUAAUCCUGUUGUUCAUGGAUUAUAAACUUCUCAAAAAGCUAAUGAAACAUCAGUUUAACACCAGUGUCAGUGCAUACAUCAUUGUUUUGAAGAGAAUGGUGAGUUAUUUUGGCAUUUUUUUUUGUUCAGCCUGAGAAUUUUGUAUGUCCAUUUGUAUUCAUGAUCCAAGAACUGUUUCCAAAUGUUUGUUCCACAGGGUUUGCGUUUUUCCUUAGGUUUUUCUUGUGAAAAUGUACCUUCAUUUUUACAUUUCCUAUAUAAAGAGUGUUUCUACAAAGUCUGCUGUACACUACAAGUAAAUUUUAAAUUAAAUUUAUCAUGUACAUCAGAGAUAAAAUUAAUCUAUGUUAAUAUUCAUUGUAUCCUGUACUGGAUAUAUAUGUGGGUAAGGUUUCAUUUAUUCUGAUGAUUGAUUUUUUAGGUUGAGUGCAAUGCACUUUUCCUACGAAUGUGUACUUGCAGGAAAAUGGUAGAAGAUUGUUUAAUAAGUAUAUCUUAAUUAUGUUAUAUGUAUGUCAUACAUUAGAGAUUUAUUGUUACAUCUGUCAAUGUUAUAAGAACAUAUCCACAUUAUUCUUCUUUCUCCUACAAAUCUAUAUUAUAUGAUGGGACUUCAAAAAGUGAGUUAUGUAUUAUUGUGGCAAACCAAGUAACUUUUAUUGAACGCUGCACUACACUUCAAAGUGACUCAAAUACAUGAUACAAUUUUCCAAUAUAGUCACCAAGUCUCUGAAAACAACAGUCAGCAGGUUCUACCGAUUGAUCUGUUCUCCAAUGAUAUAAAUUUGCUCCAUUGUCAUGGAACCAUUCGAUAAAUGCUGUAUCAACGUCCUCAUCAUCAGAAAAUGUGCGAUUCCUUUGAAUCAGUUCGUUGAUUAUCUGGAUAUUGGCGUUUGUGGUCAAUGUCGAUGGCAUUCCUCCCUAAGCAGCAUCACCAACAUCUGUAUGGCCUUCGUGAACCUGUUGGCAGCAUUUCAUUACAGCUUGCAGAAUUUCAGUCAGUCUGCAUGCAAUUUAGACAUUUUGUUCACAAGGAUCAUACUGUCCCACAUACUUCACCUUUGGAGCACAUUUCUAGUUGCUGUGCUGUUUCACACCUUCACUGUGGUGUGCCUGUUAACUGUAUUGCAAUGGAACUGUGUCAGUGGGAAAUUCAAAUGAUGAACACUCUUCUGCCAAUCCUUCACUCCUAUUGUGCAAUGGUAUUAGCGUUUGUAACAUACUUUUCUGAAGUCCCCAUGUAGAUCCAAGUUAUAUGAGCACAUGUUGCAUGUUUACAAAUAUUUUGCUGACUCAUACAUAUUAUUUUUAUAUAUUAAUGAAUAUAAAAAUAUUUUUAAUCUCUUUAUCAUUUCAUCUUUCAGCAUUUAAGAGCAUUAUUUGUGUACCUGUGAAACACUGUGCUGUGAAUAUAUGAUUUUUAAAUAAAUUAAAACCCCUCUUCUUAUAGUUUGUAUAGCAACAGUAUUAUAAUUAUGUCUGUUCUAAAACUUAUUUAAACAUGCAGUAGUUUUGAACAAGACCAAAAUUCAUUGUACAGUGAAUAAAGUUAUGUAAUAAAAGCACUUACUUUCACCUUUGAA